Schistosoma turkestanicum is the source of this 800-nucleotide messenger RNA. The record is from the annotation of a GenBank genome assembly. Lineage: Eukaryota; Metazoa; Platyhelminthes; Trematoda; Strigeidida; Schistosomatidae.
AACAGAAAUGCUUGAACAAUUCGCGAACAUGAAUACAAUACAAAAACGUAUUGUUUUAUUAAAAGAAGAUCGUUUAUUAGCAUUAUGCUUGUAUAAUCUUACAGCUUAUAUGAUUUUAAUGCAUGUUGAUAAAAAUGUACUAAUCAGUCAUGUACGUCGAUUAUUGGCAAGAUGUCGUAUUGGUUCGUAUUUUGCGGCUACAAUUAGUCAUUUAUUGGAUAAUAUUAAAUAUUUGGAUGGCAAUUCGAUUGAUUUACUGCCUUUAAUGACUAGAUUAAAAGUAUUUCAAUCUUAUGAAAUUGAAAUAGUAGACAAUGUAUUGAAAGAAGCAAAUAUUUUAGAAAUUUUUGGUAAUUGUUUAACAAUUCGUAAUUUAUCUGGUGAAAUUAUCAAAAAAUUGAAUUAUGAUCAGCUGAUUGACUUGUCAUUGAAUGAUUCAACAAUCUCUAUAAAAUUUAAUGUUGAACAAACAAGUUGUGAUCAAUUUUCAUUGUUACAAAUUCGUUGUGAUAAGGCUAAACAAAUAUGUCAUACAAUUGAAACAUUGAUUCAAAGAAGAGAUCAUGAAAAUUCUCAACAAUAAUUAACUACUCUUAUAACCAGCCAUGUUCUAUCCUGUCAUUUAUCAAGAAAUUAACUUCCUACAUUGUGCUACAGAUUGAACAAAUGCUGAAGAAAAUCUCAAUGGAAAUUCCGAAACACAAACAAACAAAACAACAAGGUGGAAAUUAGUGAAAUCAAUGACAUUGUAUUCUUCCACUUAUUCACCGUUUGUAAUUAAUCACUCAUGGUUAUUAUUU